Molecule: messenger RNA, 1095 nt
Organism: Protopolystoma xenopodis
Lineage: Eukaryota; Metazoa; Platyhelminthes; Monogenea; Polystomatidea; Polystomatidae
Source: the annotation of a GenBank genome assembly
AUGCACCUGUGUUUAUUAAGUCUAUUCGUGUGUGGCCGAACCCUACUCGAAACUACUGGAAAAUUCUCUUCACCACAACUGGCAAAGCGCCUGCUGAAGCCGGACUGUCCCGGUUGCCCGGGUUCUGCAGGUGACCGACAGACAGAGCAGGAUAUGGCGAACAAUUUGAUGCAGAUCAUGGACUGGUCCCCAGAGUCAGAAAGUUUUUAUCACCCAACCAGCCAUACAGAUUACCAGAUCACCGGAAUGGUUGGUGAUGGCCCCGGCGCAUCUAGUUCGGCCAACAAGACUUCAUGGCUCCAUCGGAAACGAGGAAACUUCACUUUGGGAACUCGGCGUAGACGCCGACUGCGGGAGAUUGGCUCUAGUCCUUCAGAGGAGCUAAAUGAGGACUGGAGAGGAGGCGGAGGAAGUGUGUUUAAUUCUGAAGCUACCGAAGGCGGAGGCAAUAGUGGUAGCAGUGGCAAUGGAGGCAUUGAAGGAUCUGUAGGUCCCGUUGGAGGAUUGCUAGGUGGCUUUACUUCUCUCGUCUACCGGCCAAGAGAGCAACAGUUUGCAGCCGAUGAGGUGAUUCUGUGCCAGUGGCGCAUUAAUGCUGUACCUGGUGAACGUGUUCUGCUCAAUUUCACGUUGAUGGACAUUCGUGACAGUUCUCUGGCUGCUCUACCGUCGCCGACCGCCUCUCCAGUAUCCAUGUCGUUGACGUCGGUGUCGACGUCUUCACUGACCUCAGGUCAGUCAAGCCAAAUUGGCAGGUCGCCAAAGAGGACAAGUAGCGGAGAUGUGGGCAGUGCUGGUGAGAGUGAAGAGGAAGAGGAGACCGAAGGUGGUAGCGACAGAGGAGGAGGCUCGGACGAAGCUGCAGGAGGCGUCCCAGGCCACGGAGCGAUGUCACGACUCCUCUUCACAGCACAGGCAGAUGCUUCGCCUGGAACACCUGCUACUGGGCAAAGUAGGUCGGGGUCAGCAGAAGGCGGAGGUGGAAGCCUAUCGUGCGUCGACAAUUAUGUGGAGGUACGCGACGGCUACCACUCCAAGGCUCCGCUAAUCGGUAAACAUUUGUGGUGCAUAAUAAAAUUAUUCACAGACCUUUAA